AUGGCCACGCAGUUCGAAUUCGACGAGUCCAUAAAGGGCGCUCUGCCUUCCGACUUCACCUGGGGCUUCGCGACGGCCGCCGCCCAGGUCGAAGGAGCCUGGAACAAAGAUGGCAAAGGUAUCUCUAUUUGGGAUAAGUUCGCCCACACGCCGGGCAAAGUGAAGGAUGGUAGCACUGGCGACGAUGCCGUGCGCUCGUAUGAUCUUUACAAGACCGACGUCGCUCUCAUGAAGCGCUACGGCGUCAGCGGGUACCGGUUUUCCCUCUCUUGGUCACGCAUCAUUCCCCUCGGCGGAAAAGACGACCCCGUCAACGAGGAGGGCAUCGCCUACUACAACCGCCUCAUUGACGAGCUCCUCGCCAACGGCAUCACCCCCUUCGUCACCCUCUUCCACUGGGACACUCCCCAAGAGCUGGAGGACCGAUACGGUGGGAUGCUCGACAAGGAAAAGUACACGCCCGACUUCAUCCGCUAUGCCCGCGUCUGCUUCGAGCGCUUCGGUGACCGUGUUAAGGACUGGAUCACCUACAAUGAGCCCGGCGUGUACACCCUCGCAGGUUAUGCGGCGGGAGUGCACGCUCCAGCUAGAUCCAGCUUCCGCAACCUGAACGAGGAGGGCGACUCGAGCACGGAGCCCUUCAUCGUCGCGCACACGGAGCUCGUUUCCCACGCCUACGUCGCCGACAUGUACAAGAAGGAGUUCCAGCCGUCGCAAAAGGGCAAGAUCAUGAUCACGCUGCACGGAAACUGGUCGGAGCCCUGGGACGAGUCGGACCCGCUGGACGUCGAAGCCGCCGAGCGGGCGCGGGAGUUCGAAAUCGCCUGGUUCGCCGACCCGCUGUACAAGACGGGCGACUACCCGGCCUCGAUGCGCGCGCAGCUCGGCGACCGGCUGCCGCGGUUCACGCCCGAGGAGAGCAAGCUGGUGUUGGGGAGCUCAGAGUUCUACGGCAUGAACUCGUACUCGGCCUUCUACGUGCGCCACCGCGACGGGCCGGCGGACAUCAACGACCACAAGGGCAACAUUGAGCAGUUUGACGAGAACAAGCAGGGCGUGCCGCGCGGGCCGAUGAGCGACACGUACUGGCUUCGCACGACGCCGUGGGGGUGGGCCAAGUUGCUGCGGUGGAUCUGGAACCGGUACGGCGUGCCGAUUUACAUCACGGAGAACGGCACUACUGCGCAGGGAGAGCAUGACUGGAAGCCCAAGGGUCCGGAUGACAUCCUCGAGGACCCCUUCCGCAUCGACUUCUUCAAGAGCUAUCUGACCGAGGUGGCGAAGGCGUCGCAGGAGGGCGUGGUGAUCAAGUCGUACUUUGGAUGGACCUUUACGGAUAACUGGGAGUGGGCGGCCGGCUUUUCGGACAGGUUCGGCGCCACCUGGAUCGACUUUGAGAGUCCGGAGAAGACGCGGUAUCCGAAGCGAUCUGCUUUGUUCUUGGGUGAUUUCUUCAAGCAUCUGAUUCGCGAGGAAUAG
Messenger RNA from Colletotrichum truncatum, 1479 nucleotides. Its product is annotated as beta-glucosidase. Lineage: Eukaryota; Fungi; Ascomycota; Sordariomycetes; Glomerellales; Glomerellaceae. The record is from RefSeq and is a predicted model, not a curated record. Gene Ontology annotation, molecular function: beta-glucosidase activity. Gene Ontology annotation, biological process: carbohydrate metabolic process.